Messenger RNA from Yarrowia lipolytica CLIB122, 570 nucleotides. RefSeq lists its product as uncharacterized. Gene Ontology annotation, cellular component: plasma membrane. Gene Ontology annotation, molecular function: copper ion transmembrane transporter activity. Lineage: Eukaryota; Fungi; Ascomycota; Dipodascomycetes; Dipodascales. Gene Ontology annotation, biological process: copper ion transmembrane transport. The record is from RefSeq and is a predicted model, not a curated record.
AUGGGCGGCAUGGACAUGGGCGGCUCGUCGUCCGGAGGAAUGUCCCACAGCAUGGCCAUGACUUUCCACUCCAACAUGGUGGACGCUCUGUUUUCAGAUCAAUGGACUCCCUCCAACCGAGGCCAGUACGCGGGAACGUGUAUUUUCAUUGUGUUUUUUGCCAUGAUCUAUCGAGGUCUGUUUGUGGUGAAGUUCAAGCUGGACGAGAAGCUCAUCAAGUGUGGCAAGCUCAACAAGCAGGUGGUGGCUCUGAACGACAUCGGCCGAGACCAGCCCUACAAGAGUCUGCGAGAUAUCGAGGAUGAGAUCGAUGAGGAGGAGGAGCAGGAACGACUUCAGAAGCUCGAGCGUCCCGACCAGCCCUCUCCUGCGCCCACAAUGACUACUCGACAAGGUCCUCGUCCCUGGAGACUUUCCGUGGACGUUCCUCGAGCAGCCAUUCAGACGGUGCUCUCCGGCGUGGGUUACUUGCUCAUGCUUAUCACCAUGACCUACAACGUGGGCUACUUUGUGUCGGUUCUCGGCGGCAUCUUCCUCGGAGAGCUGCUGUUUGCCCGUUACGCAAGCUAG